CCACUGCAAGAAGCUGCAAGUUGCAGUUGCAGAAAUAGUAGUACUAUAUAUAUAUAUAAAUAGUUUCUUCUUUUUCAUAUAUUCAUGGAACCAAUUAGAGAAAGUGAAGAACACAACAAUAAUUCAGAAGAUUGUUGUGGUGAGAACUCAAAGAACUCAAAAUCAUUUGGAAAGAAGUGUAGUCAUAUAGCAAAGAAACAAAGAGCUAAGUUUUAUAUUGUGAGAAGAUGCAUUGCUAUGCUUGUGUGUUGGCGUGAUAAGAAUGAUCAUUGAAGAUUGAAGAUUUUCACAUAGUUUGUAGAGAAGAAGGUGUACUUAGAGAUUUAUUUGAGAGAUAUUUUUUGUUCAGCGGCUUGGUAGGUGACAGAGAUGGAUUCAUGAUUUAAAUUUUAUGGGUUCAAAAAAAUCUUGUUUUUAAUAUGAACCUAUUAUAUGUUGAAGUAUGAUGUGUUUAUAGUUUCUAUUUAUUGUAUUAGUGGAUUUGUACACAUAAAUUUAUGAUUUGCUUCGAUA
Molecule: messenger RNA, 513 nt
Organism: Nicotiana attenuata
Lineage: Eukaryota; Viridiplantae; Streptophyta; Magnoliopsida; Solanales; Solanaceae
Exons: 2
Coding region: 85-273 (62 amino acids)
Biological process (GO): negative regulation of cell population proliferation
Source: RefSeq, a predicted model, not a curated record